Lycium ferocissimum is the source of this 3384-nucleotide messenger RNA. Its product is annotated as receptor kinase-like protein Xa21. The coding region runs from base 1 to 2919 and encodes 972 amino acids. The record is from RefSeq and is a predicted model, not a curated record. Gene Ontology annotation, molecular function: protein binding; ATP binding; protein kinase activity. Gene Ontology annotation, cellular component: plasma membrane. NCBI's taxonomy places the organism in Eukaryota, Viridiplantae, Streptophyta, Magnoliopsida, Solanales, Solanaceae. Gene Ontology annotation, biological process: hormone-mediated signaling pathway; protein phosphorylation. The transcript has 6 exons.
AUGGACAUUCUUGGAACCAUUCCGCCACACUUGGGAAAUCUCUCAUUUCUCAUUUCUCUCGAUGUGAGCAGAAAUCAUCUACAUGGUGAGAUUCCCAAAGAUAUUGGCAACCUUCGGAAUCUAAAGGAGUUGGUUUUAGUCAGUAACAACCUUACUGGCUCUAUUCCAUUCACCAUUUUCAACAUGUCCUCAUUGGAGACUUUAGCUCUCACAUAUAAUCAAUUAUCGGGGAGUCUUCCUGUAGAUAUAUGCCGCCAUCUUCAAAGAAUCAAGAUCAUAUCAAUAGUUUACAACAGUUUGAGUGGUUACAUUCCAGCAGGUUUGUCCAAUUGCACGGAACUGUAUGAGUUGUCAUUAUCAUACAAUAACUUCGAUGGGACCAUUCCACCAAAACUUGUGAACUUGGAGAGGCUUGAGAGAUUAAACCUUGGGGGAAACAACUUGCAAGGUAGUCUUUCAUCUUCUCCAGACCACUGGCGAACGAAUCUACAGUUUUUGAAUCUUGGCUCAAACAACAUACGUGGAGUUAUACCCAGCUCAAUCUCCAACUCCUCAAAUCUAAAGACAUUAGCUCUUUAUGAUAACAAAUUGAGUGGCAAAAUUCCGAACUCGUUGGGGGAUUUGAGACAGCUUCAAUAUUUGGCUUUGUCGCACAAUAAUUUAACAGGUGUUAUACCUAGAGAGAUGGGGAAUCUUUACAAAUUGGAGAAACUAUUUAUGGGUGGUAAUAAAUUAAGUGGUGGUAUACCUAGAGAGAUGGGAAAUCUUUGCAAAUUGAAGAUUCUAUAUAUGGGUGGUAAUAAAUUAAGUGGUUCCAUACCGAAAGAGCUCUUCAAUAUCUCUACGCUAAGAGAGAUGGACCUUGCUUUCAAUAACCUUUCAGGUAGUCUUCCAUCUGCUCCAGGCUACUGGCCAACAAACCUAGAGUAUUUGCAUCUUGGUGUAAACAACAUUGGUGGAGUUAUACCAAGCUCAAUCUCCAAUUCCUCAAAUCUAAAGAAAUUAUAUCUCGAAAAUAACAAAUUGAGUGGCAAAAUUCCUAACUCGUUGGGGGAUUUGAGACAGCUUGAAAAACUGGGUUUGUACAUUAAUAACUUAUGGUCUCCACAUCUGAGUAUCUUAACUUCAUUGGUGAACUGCAGAUCUUUAACAGUUAUAGUAUUAGCGGAUAAUCCUCUGAAUGGUGUUCUUCCAGAUUCCAUUGGUAAUCUCUCCACUUCUCUUGAACUGUUUUAUUUAUAUCGUUGUGAAAUUAGGGGCCAGAUACCGUUAGGAAUUGGGAAUUUAAGUAACUUAAUCGCUUUGUCCCUAUUCAGCAAUGACUUGACAGGAUCAGUGCCAAGAACAUUAUGUAAUUUACAUAAUCUUCAAAUUUUAGGGCUUGGUGAUAAUAGUUUAAGUGGACCGUUGCCGGAGUGCCUUUGCAAAUUGCCGAAGUUGGGCAUAGCUAAUUUGUCAUCUACUCAAAUUUCGGGUCAGAUACCGUAUUGCAUCGGUAACGUUACCUCUUUGAGAGAGAUUUAUCUAAAUUCAAAUAGGCUCACUAACAUACCGAUGAGUCUAUGGAGCCUCAAAGAUCUUUUGAAGCUUGACUUGUCAAAUAAUUCUUUGGUUGGUUCAUUGCCUCCUGAUUUCGGUAACUUGAAUCACAUAACAUUCAUAGAUCUGUCAAGGAAUCACCUUUCAGGAAGUAUUCCCUCCACAGUUGGAGACUUGCAGAGUCUUGUUUAUCUUUCUUUGGCUUAUAAUGAGUUGCAAGGAUCUAUUCCGGAGUCACUCGGGAAAAUGACAAGUUUGGUAUUUGCGAAUCUAUCCAAUAACAUUCUUUCAGGUACGAUUCCAAAAUCACUAGAGUCACUUCGAUAUCUGAAGGAUUUCAAUGUAUCAUUCAAUAGAUUAGAAGGUGAAAUCCCAAGUAAAGGACCUUUUCUUAAUUUCACCUCUCAAUCUUUUAUGGGAAAUGAAGAGUUAUGCGGCGAUUUGCUUUUCCGGCCUUGUAUGACUAGGUCUUUUCAUCAGUCAAGGAGAAGCAAAUUGCUACUGAUUAUACUUGUCCCAUUGGUUGCUUCACUGAUGGCACUUGCCUCAAUCGUUGUGUUUAUGUUAAGGAGACGUGGGAAUAGAAACGUUCCAACUCAAGCCGAAUCCUUUCCUGCAACAACACUAGCCAGGAUUUCAUACAUUGAAGUUGAAAGGGCAACUCAAGGAUUCGACCAAUGCAACUUGCUAGGCUUUGGAGGUUACGGCUCUGUUUACAAGGGCAUCUUUGCAAAUGGGAUGGUUAGGGCAAUCAAAGUGUUUAAUUUACAGAUUGAAGGUGCAUUCAAGAGUUUUGAUUCUGAAUGCGAAGUUCUACGCAACCUUCGCCAUAGGAAUCUUACCAAAGUUAUCACCAGUUGUACUAACUUGGAUUUUAAAGCUUUACUUCUAGAGUACAUGCCCAAUGGAAGCCUGGAGCAGUGGUUACAUUCUGAUGGUUACUUCUUGAAUAUGAUCCAAAGAUUAGACAUAAUGAUCGAUGUUGCAUCUGCUUUGGAAUAUCUCCAUCAUGGUUAUGUAACAAUUGUUGUACAUAGUGACUUGAAGCCUAGCAAUGUCUUGCUAGAUGAAAGGCUGGUUGGACAUGUGAGUGACUUUGGCUUGGCGAAGUUAUUAGGAGAAGGGGAAUCUAUUGCUCAUACUAAAACACUUGCAACGAUGGGCUACAUCGCACCAGAGUAUGGAUCAGUAGGACUGGUUUCUCGAAGAUGUGAUGUGUACAGCUACGGCAUUAUGCUCAUGGAAACUUUCACAAGGAGAAGGCCAUUUGAUGAAAUGUUUCACGAAAAUUUGAGUAUGAGGAGUUGGGUCUGUAAUUCACUACUUGUCGCACCAAAUGAUAUUAUUGAUGCCACCUUAUGGGAAGAAGAUCGAUUUUGAGAAGAAGUUGCAUUGUGUGUCCUCUAUUUUGGAGUUGGCAUUGAAUUGCACAGUUGAAUCUCCUAAUGAGAGGCUGAAUAUGAAAGAUGUCCUUGCAAUUAUCAAGAAGAUCAAGCAUGAACUCCUUCGCAAAUGAUGUAACAAGGUUUAUGCAAUGGUACUGCGGCCUUUUCGGCUUUAGCAAAUUUGGUGACCGCAAUUGAGAUGACAACCAACAUUUGGUCCGAGAAUUGAACUUUCUUGUUUCUUGUGCUUUUCUCUUGUGCAAGUUUCAAGUUUUGAGUGUAUGUGUGUCAAAUAACUUUAAUAUAUAAGAUGUGUACUAAAACAGUGUAAAAUGAUGAACUACAAGCUUGGCUCUUUUGGUUACCAAGUUGAACGGAAUUGUCCCAAUGAAAGAGCUUAACUGUAGAUUGAAAGCACAAACACAAUCCAUAUUUUUCACUCACUCGAAAUUGAUACAAA